AUGAAGAUUACGGACGUAGAUCUCAACAGCAUCGAGUCCAUGUUCAGUAAAUUCGAUUCCAUCCUGACGUCGGAGCAGAAGGCAAAACUCGACCGUCACAAUAUGAUCUGGAUGACCAAUACGCACCACGUCCAUACCUACAUGAGAGGACUCAUGAUGAAGCUGCAGAAUUCGGCCGAAGUUACUGAGCAACAGUUUCAGGAUGUCGAGUCCAAUCAUCGACAUUUUCGUCACUGUGUUGAGAAUAUGGAGAACGAGGCAAGGGCGGCCGCCGACUCGAAUCACCAUUUCCAGAAACAUCAAGAUGAGCGACAGAAGCGCAUGGAGAAGCUCGAGGUUGAGUUGCAGAAGACUCAAGGACAGGUGCAACACCUUCAGACUGCACUAGAGAAGCGCUCGAGCUCCUCAGCCAAUGACUAG
Molecule: messenger RNA, 420 nt
Organism: Truncatella angustata
Lineage: Eukaryota; Fungi; Ascomycota; Sordariomycetes; Amphisphaeriales; Sporocadaceae
Exons: 1
Coding region: 1-420 (139 amino acids)
Source: RefSeq, a predicted model, not a curated record